UGUUUCAGAAGGGAAGGUGGGGCUAAAUUAGCCACGUCCGGACAAAAAAAAGGUUAAUUUAGCCAAAUGAAGACAAAACAGAAGCAACAUGUUGGGUUCAAAUCCUUUUGGGGUAAAUUUAUCAAAAUACCCUGGGUCUUCUCUCUGAAUCUGAGGCCCAACGCGUAAAUCACACACACACAGAACAAGCGAAGGAGAAGGAGAGAGAUGGAAGACAAGGACCUUCACCAAGUCGACUCGGUUCUCGAUUUGGCCUCGACCAGUUCGACCGUGUCGUCGAUCUUCGGCAGCGACGACGUUCCGAGUAGCUCCGGCGAUAUCUCCGCCGCGAGCAGCAGUUUCAGCGAGAUUCCUUCGGCCUUGUUGGCGGUGCCGCUGAGACUGGUGGUGGGACCGCCGGUGUUGGAGGCGGCGUCUGUGGCGGUUUCAGGGAGAGUGAAGUGCGUGGGGAGGAACAACAAGGGGGUGACGUGGGGGUUCACGUCGGUGAUAGGGAGAAGGAGAGAGAUGGAGGACGUCGUCGCCAUCAUGCCUGGGUUCAUGACUCGCACGUGCAAUCACGUGGAAGGGUGCACUGCCUCUGGUUCUCGAAGCUCUGGCGAGAUCUCGCCCCUCCAUUUCUUCGCCGUUUAUGAUGGCCACAGUGGCUCUCAGAUCAAUCCACUCCAAGUUCUCUACGAGAUUGAGAAUCAUGAUCAAGCUGUGAAUACGCCCACUCACUCUUUCUAUCCUCGAUUUGUUUCGUCGCCGACUUGCACAUUCGCAUCAACGCUCGUGCAUCAUUCUUCGGCUGCUGGCGCGACAAAGGAAUUGAGCCGCGUCACGCCACGCCGCGAAGGAUCUGGUCCGUGAGAAACGGUGUCACAUUGACGCCGUUGUUAUUGUUGUUCUCAGUCAGAGAAUGAGAUGGUCUCGCCAUCAACAUCAUCGAAGAGUACAGAUGUAUCAGAGAAAUAGAGAGAGUGUGUGUGUGUGUGUGAAGAUUGAUAAGGCUUGGUGCAUCGUUUAAAGAAAACGAAACCCUAGGUGGACAGAUUGGAAAUAGAUUGUAUGGAUUUUGGUGUGGUGUAAUUGCAUUUCAGAGGAGGAUGGUAUGGAUCGUGGUGUGGUGUAAUUGAAUUUCAAAGGAUUUUUGUAUGGAUUUUUCAAUUCUAUAAUUUUUUUAUUUUUAUUUUUUUGUGUAGUCGUUGUUGUUGAUAAUGAUAUACUGAUUUUUAAUGCCCAAUUAGAAGCAAGAAAUUUGAGAAGAUUCAUGGGAAUUUUGGAUCUAAUUUUGAUUCAAAUGGUGAGUUUUACAUAAAAACCCCAAUUGAUCAAGAUUUGGUACCUCCUGGGUUGAGGGUAAAGAAAUUCAAUGACAGAUAUUCAAUUCUUAUUGGAAUUAGACCAAAGAGUUGGGAAUUCUUGC
Molecule: messenger RNA, 1408 nt
Organism: Camellia sinensis
Lineage: Eukaryota; Viridiplantae; Streptophyta; Magnoliopsida; Ericales; Theaceae
Source: RefSeq, a predicted model, not a curated record